GCUUCUUAGCCAACCAAACGCGUAUGCCCUACCAAUUCGCGGAGUGAUCCGACACCUUAUCGGCGCUGAGUGGAGACCAUGCGGGAGUCCGAUGACGGCUCACCAGUCACCACCCACGCUAGCGACUCUCCGGUAGUAAUGCUCAGGCUCUCCUAGUAACAGACUGGCCUACCUGGUGUUGACGAUUAUUACGGUUCAGCUUUUCUCGCCUUUCGAAUCGCACCAUUCUAGCCAAAACGCGUUAGCCCUGAGGGGUACUUUAGCAAACGCCCUUGGAAGGGGAAACCGCAAUUACGUCAUGGCGUCUACACGAGAGACCUGGUCGCUGACCGAGCAUCUUCUCGCAACGCAUCAAGACCUCUACAAGUCGGCGACGCAGCACCCCUUCCUGCUCGCUGGCGCCGAAGGACGUCUGCCCAAAAACAUCCUCAGCCGCUGGCUGGCCAGCGACAGGUUGUAUAUCCACUCCUACAUACGAGCGGCAGGUAAACUGCUCGCCUCCAUCGACCUCCCGCAGCAGGUUUUCAGAUCGCAAGAAGCAUUUGAGACCCAACUCGCCGACUGGCUCAUUGAAGCGCUGGUUGCCAUCCGCAAGGAAGAGCGCUUUUUCAUCGACGUCGCAGAUCGUUACGACCUGGGAAUUGACAUUGCCAUUCCAUUACCUCCCGCUUCUCAGACCGCGGCUUCGUCCCAAAGAUCUUCUGGGACUACUACCACUGAAAGCAAGGAUGGAAAACCGCCCGGUCUAGCAAUGAUGGAAACCAUCUUUGCCUCAGUCGGAGCCCCCAACGCAUCAUCCCCUGUCAACGAGAGCAAGCUCCCGGGCCUCUCCCUAGUCCAGUCCUUCCUCACGACCACAGCAGGCCCCAGCCCGCCAGCAGUCCUGCCCUGGCUCGAAGGCGCCCUGAUAUUCUGGGCCACCGAGCGCUGCUACCUGGACGCAUGGUCCUGGGCGCGCGAAAAGGCCCAUAACCGCGGGCAGUCCUCUUCGAGCCAUCCCGAGGAUGCCGACGGGGGUGCGCUGCGCAAGGAGUUCAUCCCCAACUGGAGCAGUCCCGAGUUUGCACGGUUCGUGGACAAGCUGGGGGGGUUGAUCGAUGCCGCUGUUGCGGAGGUGUUGGCACAGAAGGAAGGGGCCGAGAAAGACACGGCCAAGGCGGAGAUUCUGGGACGAGUGGAGGGGAAGUGGAAAUCGCUUUUGGAGGCCGAGAAGCAUCCCAGUGAAGCGACAUCUUCCAAGCUCAUCCAAGUGCUCAACAGAAUUGACACCACGCUCUCAACGCUAGACCAGCGCCUUCAAGCGCUCGAGGACUCAUGGAACGCUCUCCCCUCCCGGAGCAGCAGCAGCAUCGCCACACCGGUCGGACAGCCAAAUGGUGUCCAGCGUACUCCUAAAACAACAGAGAUCAUCAAGCAUACGCAUACUGGCUUUGUCACUAAGCACCAGGUGAACCCUGACGGAUCUACACAGCUCCAGGAAAUCAUUGUGGAGGAGGGCGAGCUCUUAUCGCUGCUCUUGCGAAUACCUAGUCCAUGCCUCAACCGCCACCAGACUGAGGAACGCGGCCAUCUAGAGCACAAAGCGUUCAGGUUUCCACUUGCACAGCUUCUGCCCUACCGGAACAUUCUCAGGUUCAUCGAACGCACUGGGCGACUGGACAGCGAGCUUCGGGCACUGUAUUCAAACCAGAUGCUCACUCCCCAGCUGACCCAGGCCAUUGCGGGCCUGUUGGCUUGCUGUGAUGCCCAUUCCGCGGAAUCCGCCAACAUUUGGGGCGUGGACGCCGCACGGGGUUGGGUCCUGUUUGACGAACUACCCGGUAUCUUUGCCCCCGGGACAUUGCUUAUUGAGUCCGGGGAUGCUGGGCGAGAACAGAUUAUCGAGGUCUCAUCUUGCCACACGGUCGCGGCGUCGGCGUCGGAAGCCUGCGUGAUAGAAGGUUGGCAUUUCAGAUGGGACGGCGCGGCCUUCUCCAGGACGUGUGUUCGCUUUUCCAUCGACAGUUACGGUGGAGCAAGACCGGUCGAUGGUCUGCUCUACCAUCCUAUCGUCGGAUCAGAUCCGGACAAAUCCAUCGAGGUGCUUGAGAGGCUGGUUUGUAGGAAGAGAGCAGCCCUCGAUAUACUGAAGGCCUUGUCGAAAGUCGAAGUUGGUGACUUCCCUCUGUGCAAGUGGAAGUCACCCUCGUCGCAGGGGACGGCAUAUCGAAAGCCGGCCGGCGAACAAGUUGUUCUCGACCCUGAAGCCUUCCUCGCGAAUAACAAGGAUGGAUCAAUUCCGGGCUCCACGUUCUGCUGCUAUUGUACGACUUGCACCACUUCGAUGAGCUUCGAGAAUCUCUCGAGAAACAUCCGAUAUCUCUUACUGUCGCCGACAAGAGUGGGCGGAUACCUAUUGGGGAGUAAGAGAUGGGCCACGCUGGCCAUCGACGACCUUCAGCCCGGCGAACUGGGAUACGCAGAUAGGUCCCUGGAUACAGAGCUCGAUGUUCUUCAACUUGACAGGUCUUUAAAAGCAUCUAUCAAGAACGACUUUGUUCGGUACUUUGCUGAGCGCAAGAAGUUUAUGGAUAAGAAGGAGAAAAGCGGUGACGGAUUCGUCCACGAUUAUGGACGCGGACUGUUUUUUCACUUUCACGGAGCUCGCGGUGUUGGCAAGGGCCUCUUGACGGAAUUGCUAGCGGCUCAUUGCCGUCGUCCGAUUCUUCUUCUCCGCCCUGCUGAUUUAGGGUUGGAACCUAGACUGUUCAGCGAGAACUUGUCGUAUUAUUCGGAACUGAGCUGCCACUGGGGAGCAAUUCUUGUGUUUGCCAAAGCAAAGUAUCUAUUGCAGCCGAGAAAGCCGGACGAUAUGACAGGAAAUGCUUUGCUAGCAGCCCUCACACACAAGCUCAAACGCUUUGAUGGAGUCAUCGUCUUCCAGUCCAGGGACGUUACAACACUCGAUCGUGCGUUGGUGCCAUAUAUCCGCCAGGUUGAGAUAACUCUUCCAUCCCCUAAAGGCGUCAAGGAAACCAUCUUUAUUACCGAACUUGACCGAGUUGAGCAACAUGGCUCAAUCUCCACCGAGACAAGGGAAGAAAUUGUGCGUUGGAUCAAACGCAAUGCGGAAAACCUAGGGCUAUCAGGCCGUGAUGUCAGGGAGAUAUUCUCUGGCGCGGUUGGCCGAGCGAAUGCACAAGAUCGCAGCUUGACUCUGGACGACAUUCUCGAGGCAUACAGCGCAAGGACCGGACGGCCGAAUGAGUGGGACUUCGUUACCGAAACAUCGGCAUGUGACAAUGCCGCUUCUGCAGUGGUCAACGUGGCUCCCGAGAUUACCGAGUCCCUGCUAGACGCCUUCGGCGACGCCUGCUGUAUCCCCGAUGAUGGACGGCUCCCGCUCAGGUUCUCCAAAUCCUUCUACUCUUCCAGGACACCGGACCAGGGAAAGCCAAUAAUCAAAUUCGUUGCAAGACUGACAAACGCGUUGCAGGAAGAGGGCCGGUUGAAGGUUGUUGACUGGGGAUGGCCGAGAGGAUUGUGGGCUCCAACAGAGGGCUGUGUAUAUGAGCCGCGACGGGGACGCAGAACGAGUAACGCUGCUCAGGCGCCGCUACAACAGCGAGGCCAAGACGAGAAGUUCACGUGUGGGUUACGACACCUUAUUGACUCGGACGAGCAUCGCGAGGCGAGGUGCGGUAAACCCUGGCGGAGACUAGUGCUCAUCCAGGGACUCGAAGCCCUUGAUGACGCCAUGUACGCCAUAUUACGCAUGCGCGACCCCUUUUUCAAUUCGGCGUGGUUUGAGUUUGGCGCGUUUGGAGAGUCACGCCGUUCCUUCGAGUAUUGUUUCCAGGCACUCGAGUGGCAUGUCUGGGCAAUAACCCCAACUCUGGAGUUUACCUACCGGAAUCCCGCAUCCAUAUCGCACGUACAAUUCCACAUUGCCUUUUUCCAGCUGUUCCACUACAGUAACACCAAGGAUACCUUCAAUACGUUCCGCUUCUUCGACUGGCCCGGUGUCAAGAUGAGGAAAGCUUGCUUCACGAUGUUUAAUGUCCCUCGAACAGUGGAGGAUGUGCUCAUGGACCAGGACGACCCUAUCCAUUGGACCAUCGUGUGCCUCACGCCCGCGUACUCCUGGGAUAACCAGAACGUCUACACCGUAUGCGAGGCCCCUACACUCAGGGCGCAGUCAACCCAUUACGUGGCCGAUGCACUGGCCAGAGUGGUCAAUUGCUGGCUAGGUGUUGCGAGUUGGGUGGAGGCGCUGGCGGACAGCAGCCAUGUCUUGCGGGUGCAAGAGCGCCUUCAAGACAUCCUGUUCGACGACGACGCUUUCUCCAUGUCAAAGCGCUACUUCUGGGCUAUCAACUUCCUUCACGAGGCAAUAGGCUUGCUGGAUGAGACAAUACAGCAGUGGGAACAGUACCGACGCUCGGCCGUAGAGCCAUACAGGAGCCCUUUAAGCGGCCGGGAGGAGUACUGGUACAGGAUGUCUCAGGAAGUGCUUGUAAAGGCCGAGGAGAAGGCGGAAAACGCCUGCAAGGAGCUGAAGCAGGUGCGCCAAAAGCUCCAGGACAAACUGGCACGGAUCACGGUCUUGAGGGACGGCCUUUUCAAUGCCAGCGCCGUCAUGGAAAGCCGAGCCUCGACGAAGCUAGGCGAGAAUGUCAAGCUCCUGACCUUCGUCAGCAUUUUCUUCCUCCCUCUCGGCCUUUGUGUGGCCAUCUGGAGCAUCAAUGAGUCCUACAGCAGAGUCGACCUCGUAAUUGUCACGGCCAUUGUCGCUGUGGCGACAUACCUCAUCACGAUGAAUUUGAACAACCUUGCCCGCGGCCUGCGGAAGACGUAUGGCCCAAAGCGCCGCAGACUGAUUGAACAGAUGGAGCAGGAUCCACGGCCGGAAUGGAGGAUGCUGGGGGACAGAUUCAAGACAUUCCAGCGGUCCGAAAAGGGGCAGAUGGAGCCGUCGGAGUGGAUGAUCGUCAUCUUCUUGCUGAGCCAAAAGAUGGCCGUUUUGAGGGACGCGUUAUCUAGGACGAAGGCGAAGGUCCGCGGGCGCCUAACGUGGUUCAUGAGACACCUACAACGGCGAGGAGCGGCGAGCUGAGCGACAGCAUAUCUAUGUCCUCCUAAGGGCCGGGUUAGAAGUCGGCCAGGCCGCCACAGUCGUUUGUUCGCAGUGGGUUUGGUUUUGGUUCUUCUAGCUCUUAGGAAUUAGGUUGGAUGUGACAACAAAGUAACAGGAGCCUUGCUGUAAGUGUAUUCAAGCCUACAAAUUGAGCACACAGUAGAGAGCCCGGAUAUGAGUGUACCCGCGUAUUAUACUUGGUUUCUUCGGAGUCGUCGGCGGGAAUUACUAGUAUUUCUCUCAGCAGUUGGUUGAGCCGAGAUGCCGAGGAACAGAGGGAAUUAUCGCCAGCUCCUGUGCAAAGAAUGGCCUAUGAGGUACAGACUCGCGCCAGUACCUUACAUACCUAAGUCCAUUCGGUGAAUGGAAGGCUCAAAUCGCAGACCACCUCAGGAGGCAGAAGAGUCGAAGACCAGGACUGGUGAGUCCCAUGACAUUAGGUUCAGAAGUGUGACUAAGCUGAG
Messenger RNA from Chaetomium strumarium, 5580 nucleotides. RefSeq lists its product as uncharacterized. The transcript is spliced from 12 exons. Lineage: Eukaryota; Fungi; Ascomycota; Sordariomycetes; Sordariales; Chaetomiaceae. Bases 299 to 5095 code for a protein of 1598 amino acids. The record is from RefSeq and is a predicted model, not a curated record.